AUGGGGACGGCGCGGGCGGCCGGGGCCCCUCUCCGGGGUCUGGUGGCGCUGGAGGCGAAGCUGGACGUCCUGGGGCAGAAGCUAGAGGCGCUGCUGUUGGGCCCGCCGCGGCCCGCCUGCGCUUUCUGCGGCGCCUGCAGUGCCCACGCCGCACAGCAGGAGGCGAUACUGAGCGCGCUCACGGCCCAGGCCCACCGGCUGCACAGCCUGGAGAUGCUGCUCCCCGGGGGCCCGGAGGGCCGGAACGGCGGGGCCACACCGGGCGCUCAGAGCGGAGCCACGCCCGGGCAGGAGGGCCGAGGCGGCCCUCAGAAGCUUCCGUGCUGCAGGACCUCCGUGCCGGUCAGAAACUCCUGCGGAGAGGCAAAGGAGGGCACUGUCCCCACAGCGGAGAAGAGAAACCAGGCCGUAAAACAGCACAUCUUUGUGACACUCCAGAAGGGUGUCCCGGCACAGGUGAAGAACGACGUGAGGAGGGACAAGGCUACGAGCGUGGAGAAAGCACCUGCUCCCCCACAGGACAGAGAGUCAAAGCCCAGGUUUAUCCCCACAGCGCCCUGUUUCACACAGCCAGCACCCUCGCUCAGCUCCAGGGGAAAGACACAGAAACCUGGCGCCCCUAAAACAGGGCUGGCCCCUAAAACAGGGCUGCCGGGUCACGAGCCCCCUCAUACAGGGACAGGGGCCGUGAGGAACGAUGGCAGGAGGGCCAGUGGAUCCCUGUCUCACACCGGCCAGGGCUGGGCUGAGGCGCAGAGUUACCUUGGGGGAGCCCUGUCUCACACUGGCCAGGGCUGGGCUGAGGAGCAGAGCCACCCUGGGGCAGCCCUGUCUCACACUGGCCAGGGCAGGGCUGAGGAGCAGAGCCACCCUGGGGGAGCCCUGUCUCACACUGGCCUGGGCAGGGCUGAGGACCACACUGGGGACGGUUCAUCCUGUAAACCCCCGGGACAGAUCCGUACAGAGGUUACCAUGACGCCCCCUCCACCGUCGUCAGGGACAACGACGGUGACGACGACGUCCAUGACCCCAAGUCUCCCACAGGGACAGCUGCUGGCGGUGACUGUUCCCAAGCUGACGACAGGCGACAGCCAUAGUUCGCUCAGACACACAGGUAGUGCAGGUGCAGGGGUCCCAGCAGUGCUGGCGAAACCACCUGCUGCCCCAGGCAUUAAGAUCACAGUGAGCACAGCACCCGACGGCACCUUGCGCCCAGACACGGCCAAGGCCACGUCCGCCGUCUGCCAGAAAAUACUCGACGAUGACCCGCCUCACCCCGCGCCCUUCCCCCAUCGCGUGGUGACCCUGCGGCCCAGCCAGCCCCACGACACUUACGUCAUCAACACUCGGGAGGUCCUGGGGGGGGGUCGGUUUGGCACAGUGCACCGCUGCACAGAGAAAGCAUCGGGGCUGAAACUGGCAGCAAAAAUCAUAACGGCGCGAAGUGCGAAAGAGAAGGAUAUGUCGCUUAAUGAGAUACAGGUGAUGAACCAGCUGAGCCACCCCAACAUCAUCCAGCUGUUUGAUGCCUACGAGGUUCGGAACCAGGUGGUUCUGAUCCUGGAGUUUGUGGGAGGCGGCGAGCUGUUUGAGAGGAUUUUAGACGAGAGCUUCCCACUCACAGAGCUGGACGCCGUGAUCUUUGUGAAGCAGAUCUGUGAGGGGAUUCAGUACAUGCACCAGAUGUAUGUUCUACACCUGGACCUAAAGCCUGAGAACAUCCUCUGUGUGAAUCGCAAUGGGCACCAGGUGAAGAUCAUUGACUUUGGGUUGGCCAGGAGAUAUAAGCCGCGAGAGAAUCUCCGCGUUUCAUUCGGCACUCCAGAGUUCCUGGCGCCCGAGAUAGUAAACUUUGACUUUGUGUCCUUCCCCACAGACAUGUGGACAGUGGGGGUCAUCACCUACAUGCUGCUGAGUGGCCUGUCCCCCUUCAUGGGAGAUGAUGACACCCAGACCCUGAACAACGUGCUCAGUGUGAACUGGUACUUUGACGAGGAGGGCUUCGAGCACGUCUCCCCCCAGGCCAAAGACUUUGUGUCCAACCUGCUGAUCCGGGAGAGGAGUGGGCGCCUGAGUGCUGGGCAGUGUCUCAGACACCCCUGGCUGCACAGCCUCCAGGACAGAGCCAAACACAGCAACGUCCUGCUCAGGUCCCAGGUCCAGCUGAGGAAGUACAUGGCCAAGCGCCUGUGGAAGAAAAAUUACAUCGCCAUAGCGGCAGCCAACAGGUUUAAGAAGAUCAGCAGCUCUGGGUCUCUCACCAGCCUGGCCAUCUGAAUGGGACACAGACCUGUGUAACCCAGAGCAGCCCAAGCUUUGGCCAUCGAACCUUCCACAGCAGUCCUACUCCAACCCACGCCUUUUCCGGCCGCAGAGGAACUCGUGCUGCCAAUUAACAUGGAGUCAGUUCUGCACAGAUGAAACCAGAGGCCAAUUAUGUCUUUCAUAUUUCUCUCUCAUCGAUCGUCAUCGUUUUUACAAUUUCUAUUGCUAUUGUUCUAAGCAUAAGUGAAGGAAAUUCAUCUUUAUCUCCCGGUGCAGAACUUUUCCAGCCUAAAUAUAAACAAGCCCAGAAUUUCAUGCUGUAAUACUUUGAAGAAAUCCGUUUAGAAACUAAAUAAAUAAAUGUGAUUUGUUUCAGAAUAA
This is a messenger RNA of Conger conger (European conger), 2646 nucleotides long. RefSeq names its product myosin light chain kinase 2, skeletal/cardiac muscle-like. The coding region runs from base 1 to 2277 and encodes 758 amino acids. NCBI's taxonomy places the organism in Eukaryota, Metazoa, Chordata, Actinopteri, Anguilliformes, Congridae. Gene Ontology annotation, molecular function: ATP binding; protein serine/threonine kinase activity. Gene Ontology annotation, biological process: positive regulation of apoptotic process; protein phosphorylation; intracellular signal transduction. The record is from RefSeq and is a predicted model, not a curated record. Gene Ontology annotation, cellular component: cytoplasm; nucleus. The transcript has 13 exons.